AGAAGAGGAGCUUUUAUUCCUUUCUCAUUAAUGCUUUUAUGAGAAAGGGUCUGAAUUUCCUUAAAGAUGUUUUUAGACAAAUUUUCUUUAAAAAAAAGCUGCAUUAAUCAUAUGAAACAGAUUUCAAACCUCUGUUAAUUUAUAGGCGUAAUAUUCUGGAAAAUGGCCAAAGGUUUGUGUGCAUAAUUACUUAUAAUAUGCACAGUACUUAAAUAAUAACUAAAUGAUAUAAUAGACAUAUAAUUUAAAUUUAUAGUUCAAUUAAUUUUGUAUUCCAAAUGAUUAUUUUAAAAUGUUUAAAUUUAAUUUAACCUAAAUUAGUGCAAUCAAGUCCACAUCAUUUUUACUAUUUAAAGAUUGACUUUUAAUGUUCCGUAUACUUUUCAUCUUCCUACAGUACCGUGCAAAAGUUUUAGACACCCUAUUUUUUUUUUAAGUACAAACUUUGUUAUAGAUUUUUUUAUUUGAUGACUUCUACAUUAUCGAGUCAGUACACGAACAUUUUAGAUUCCCAAGCAUUAGUUUUCUUUCAUAAAGUUAAAUGUUAAUGUAAAAUGUUUGUAUAUCUGUAUAGAAAGCAGUGUCUUAUGUAAGAGACCACUUUUCAGACAACAAACACAAUGAAGGCUGAUGGGUUUUGCUGCAAAAAUAAGAAGCGAGUGCGACAGUAAAGUCUCCAGAAGAACCGUGGCUGCUUCUGCGAAAUGCUCAAUAAAAUUUACAGCUUAUAAAACUCCUUAUAAAACUGCACUAAUCGUACCGGAGACUACUAUAUAAAUUUUUUUUUUGUCAAACCAAAUAUUGACUUUGUUUCAUUUACUACUCUUCACGGCUCUUUAUGGUAUUUUUUCAACGUUGAAACAUUUAAUUUAAUUAUUUUGAAGGCAUCUUUGCUCUACAGCAUUUCUUUCCAUGUGCCUAAAACUUUUGCACAGUACUGUAUACAUACAUACAUAUAUAAAUACAUUAUAUAUUAUAUAAUAAUAUAUUAUUAUAUACAUUAUAUGUGUGUGUUGUGAGAGUGAGAGAGAGAGAGAUGAUGAUGAUGAUGAUGAUGAUAUUAAAGGGGGCAUUAGGACCCGUGGGACUCCCGGCAGCUCGCUGGUCCCUUUCCACCUGUUGAAAGUGCGCGUGGAACGUGCACGCGCUCCACAACGCGUUAUGGGCAGCGCGCGAGGUGCAAGCAUGCGCGUUCCCCGCUCCUUCAUAUAUCAUGAACUCUCUGUUUAUACACAAAUGUGGCGAAAAGCGACGCCGGAGGAGCUACUAAUUCAGAAAAGCUUCUCUAACUAACCCUUUCUUACUCGCAGCGUUUGGUUUGAGGACGGUGUGAGGAGUUUCCGCGACGCUACAGAGGUUUUCAGGUUUGCCUGCGAGACAUUCCACUGAAAAACAUCCUGUGGUUUAUAAGAAAGUCUUCAUUAUGGCGAUGGAAUGCAUUAAAAACUGCUGCAGGAAUUUUCUGGUGGAGGAGAAAGAACCAGAGCCUCAGAUCAUUACAGUUCGACCCUUUGCAUCGCUGCAAGAGGCCGAAGUCAAGAAAAGUACGUUUGGCGUCUCGGAGGAUUAUCUUCUUUCCAAACUGCCUCCCGAUGGCAAAGAAAUACCCUUCGUACUCCCUUCGUUCAGAUCUUCCUACGUACAGCCACAAGGGAUGCAGUACUCCAGCUACCAGCCCGGGCUACAGGGUUCAGCAAGAGCCACGUAUGCAGAGAGGAAGGCGGAGCUAUCUACUGUGGGUCAAAUCGCAUAUGACCCCACGUCCCCGAUUAACCUGGGUCAUGUGAUCAGCUACGUAUCCCCGAGGACCGUGAGACGACCCAUGCUGAGAGUCGGACACACAUCAGCCUUCGACCAGAGCGUGAAGCAGAGACUCAGCGCCUCCAUGUUGGAUCUGUCGAGUCCUCACGGCCACAUUCAGCGCUAUGACUCAGUGAACAGUGUCCCGAGCAGCACGUCCUCCUUUCGGGAUUCCUUUGGAAGCAGCCGUAGCAUAGAAUCCAGCACAGUGUCGAGUGAUGACCGGGAGCGGGAUUUGGGGAAGGUGUGUGUGCGUUUGAGCUACCAGGAGGCGGUGGAGCAGGUGUGGAUCACACUGGUGCAGUGUAAGGAUCUGUGUGUGUACUCCGAUGUUGGCGAGCAGCAGAGGGUUGGCUUUAAAGGGGUCAUCACCAUGGCAAAACCUGUACAGUUUAAGACUUCAGUAAAAGAGGCGACACCAGACGUGGUGUUUAUGGAGACGUUCGUAUUCACUCUAAACCUGGAGCAGCUGCGCGGUUGCGCCCUGGUGCUGCGACUGCAGACACACACCCCUCGCAAGCGCACGCAGGGCGAGUGUGUGUUAUCUCUCCGGACGCUCGCGUCGCAGGAGACCGAGCACUGGCUGGACCUGAGUCCACCCUGCAAGACGCACGUUUGUCACGCCGAGCUCCAGUUAUCCACCUGCUUCCAGCCGGUCAGCAGCCGAAUCCAGCUCCAGAUCCUCACCGCCCAGAACCUACCAUCAUCAUCAUCAUUCCUCACACAGAGUUUCUUCGUGAAAGUCGAGAUGUUCAGCGACGGACGCUUUACAAUGAAGAGGAAGACGAAGCUGGCAAAGCCGUCCGGAGGGCAGGUGCAGUGGGCGGAGUCCGUGCUCCUGCCGGUCACCGGUCAGGACUACAACAUCCAGCUGUCGGUCAAACUCUACAGCCGUGGAUCUAUACGCAGGAAGUACCUGCUCGGACAGGUCGUCCUGGGUUUCGACAGCUCGUCACCGGACGCCGUGAAGCAGUGGACCGACUCCAUCACACACCCAGAGAGAGUGGUUACGGCAUGGCACAGACUGAGCCACUCCUGAGAGAGUGAGAGAUUACAGAGAGAGAGAGAGAGAGAGAGAGAGACAGAAAGACAAACAGGUGGACUGGGUGUGCACCUGACAUGGUACAUGUCAGAAGUACACACACACAGAAGUACACACACACACAUUUAUACACUGGGCCUUGUUUAUCAAACUGGAUACGUACAAAUGUGUUCAUAAAUUGUGCACAGGAGCAUUUACACAGGAAAUCUGGUGUUAAUGACAAUCCAGUUAUUUGGGAAAAACGUUUGGAACCUACAUUUGUUGCUAAAUUCCCAUAUAAGGCUGCUCGUUAUAUGUCCAGUACACACUGUAUAUACUUCAUUUCUUUGUCCGAGUUUUCAAAUGUGCUUACGUUAACGAUGUGUUUACAGAGUAAAGUAUUAUCAUGAAUAUUUACAUGAUGCUGUCAGAUGUCUCGGUAUAGUGUUUACUAUUAACAUUAGUGAAUGUGAUUCUCUCUCUCUCUCUCUGUUCCUUUAUGCAUCUGUUCAUUUCAGUUAAAGAAGAAGGUGUGGCCUCUGUGCCUACCAGUCCUAAUAAAGUGGGUGUGGCCUCAUUGUAUGUCAAGUUUGUAAUUGGCUGCUCUGCUUUUGAUGAUCCAGUGAUACAUGUCACUUGUCUGGCCAUCCUUAUGAAGGAGGCGUGGCUUCAGUACUUUUCAGUUACAGUUAAGGAGGCGUGGCCUCUGUGCCUUCAGUCUCAAUAUAAUAGGUGUGGCUUUGUCUCUGGCAGUCCUAAUGGAAGAGGUGUGGCCUCCUGUGCUUGUCCAAUCCCACUGACAGAGGUGUGGCUUCUGUAUCUGUCAGCCUUAGUGAAAAAGGCGUGGCUUCCCACUUCUCCAAGUUAACACUUUUUAAAAAUCAGCUGUUUUUGCAGAAAAACGAAUCACGCACUAAUUUUGCGACAUUGUAUCCUGUUGACUGGUGGCGGUUUCAAACAUUUCCUUCGUACAUCACCUCGUCUCAGUGCGAGCGAGAGAUCUAGCGCAGCCCUUUUGUAAAUUGUACGUAUGAGUCUCCUGCCGUUAAUGGUGCUGUCGAUUAGGAAUUAGAUUUGAACAGAUUGAGGAUGUGGGACUGCAGCUUUCCUAAAGACGGAGCUGUAACUUAAUGUUACCUAAGCUUCAGAAAGAGUCCUCGAGAUCCAGAGCGCUUGUUUGUGGGUCACAGGCGGCUGACACACUUUCUAUUUUUUGGAGGUAAAUAGAUUGAGUUUAAAGAAAAUUCAGUCAUUCAAUCCGUCCUGUUGUACAGAGAGAGAGGGAGAGAGGGAGAGAGAGAGAGAAGGACAAAGAAACACGUUUGUUAGCAUGAAGUGCUCAUCUUUCCUGUAAUGUCCUUAACAAAAAUGUGUGUUUGUACUUUAAAUGAUCUUUUCAUUGUGCACAUGUCCACACUGACAUCACGCUUACGUACAGCAGUAGAUAGUUGUUACGUCUGUGAUGGUAUAUAACUGACAAUUUAGUGCAUUUUUAGAUUUUAUACUUUCUCAAUAUAUGAAGGG
Molecule: messenger RNA, 4345 nt
Organism: Ictalurus furcatus (blue catfish)
Lineage: Eukaryota; Metazoa; Chordata; Actinopteri; Siluriformes; Ictaluridae
Product: tandem C2 domains nuclear protein
Exons: 11
Coding region: 1424-2839 (471 amino acids)
Cellular component (GO): nucleus
Source: RefSeq, a predicted model, not a curated record